Molecule: messenger RNA, 1997 nt
Organism: Nyctereutes procyonoides (raccoon dog)
Lineage: Eukaryota; Metazoa; Chordata; Mammalia; Carnivora; Canidae
Gene: ASPG
Product: asparaginase
Exons: 16
Coding region: 98-1795 (565 amino acids)
Molecular function (GO): protein binding; asparaginase activity
Source: RefSeq, a predicted model, not a curated record
GCCCUCCGCGGCCGCCCGCCCCCAGCACGGCCCGGCCCCCCGCCGCGGACGCCCCCACUUCCCCUCGGUCCCCUCGGUCCUUCGGCGCAGGGUCGGCAUGGCGCGCGCGCUGGGGCCCGAGCGGCGGCUCCUGGCCGUCUACACCGGCGGGACUAUCGGCAUGCGGAGCGAGCAGGGCGUGCUCGUCCCCGGGAGGGGCCUGGCCGCUGUCUUGAGGACACUGCCCAUGUUCCAUGAUGAAGAGCACGCCCGGGCCUGUGGCCUCCCUGAGGACACCUUGGUGCUGCCGCCGGCCAGCCCUGACCAGAGAGUCAUCUACACGGUGCUGGAGUGCCAGCCCCUCUUUGACUCCAGUGACAUGACCAUCACCGAGUGGGUUCAGAUUGCCCAGACCAUCGAGAGACACUAUGAGCAGUACCACGGGUUCGUGGUCAUCCACGGCACUGACACCAUGGCCUUCGCGGCCUCCGUGCUCUCCUUCGUGCUGGAGAACCUGCAGAAAACCGUCGUCCUCACUGGCGCCCAGGUGCCCAUCCAUGCCCUGUGGAACGAUGGCCGAGAGAACCUGCUGGGGGCCCUGCUCAUGGCCGGCCAGUACGUGAUCCCCGAGGUCUGUCUGUUCUUCCAGAAUCAGCUGUUUCGGGGCAACCGAGUGACCAAGGUGGACUCGCGCAGGUUCGCGGCCUUCUGCUCCCCCAACCUGCCCCCUCUGGCUGUUGUGGGCACUGACGUCCUAAUCAACCGGGAGCUGGUGCGGAAGGCCCGAGGCAAGGACCGGCUGGUCGUGCACAGCAGCAUGGAGCGGGACGUGGGCCUGCUGCGCCUCUACCCCGGGAUCCCCGCCGCCCUGGUCCGGGCCUUCCUGCAGCCCCCCAUGAAGGGCGUGGUCAUGGAGACGUUCGGCUCGGGGAACGGGCCCACGCAGCCCGAGCUGCUGGGGGAGCUCCAGGCGGCGGCGCAGCGAGGCCUCAUCAUCCUCAACUGCACUCACUGCCUCCAGGGCGCCGUGACCUCCGACUACGCGGCCGGCAUGGCCAUGGCGGGCGCCGGCAUCAUCUCAGGCUUCGACAUGACGUCAGAGGCGGCGCUGGCCAAGCUGUCCUAUGUGCUGGGCCAGCCGGGGCUGAGCCUGGACGGCAGGAAGGAGCUGCUGGCCCGGGACCUGCGGGGGGAGAUGACGCUGCCCACGGGCCACGAGCGCCGGCCCUCCCUGAGCUGCAGCACACUGGGUCGGGGGGUUGCCCAGCUCCUCGCUCUGAGCCAGGAGGCCGACGCCCUGCGGGACGCUCUGCUGCCUGGUCUGGCCUGUGCCGCGGCCCACGCUGGCAACCUGGAGGCGCUGCAGGCGCUUGUGGAGCUGGGCAGCGAUCUGAGCCUAGAGAACUUCAACGGUCAGACUCCUCUGCACGCGGCCGCCCGGCGAGGCCAGGCCGGGGCGGUCACCAUGCUGCUGCAGAGAGGGGUGCCUGUGGACACCCGAGAUGAGGACGGACUCAGCCCGCUGCUGCUGGCCGUGAAGGGCAGGCAUCGGGGUGUCAUUGGGCUGCUGCGGGCAGCUGGGGCCUGCCUGUCCCCCCGGGAGCUGGAAGACGCGGGGACGGAGCUGUGCAGGCUGGCGGCCAGGGCCGACCUUGAAGGCCUUCGGUCUUGGUGGCAGGCGGGGGCUGACCUGGGGCGGCCGGGCUACGACGGGCGCAGUGCCCUGCUUGUUGCAGAGGCGGCCGGGAACCUGGAAGUGGUGACCUUUCUGCAGCACGUCCAGGGUGGGGCACCUGAAGUCCUGCCUGGUGUCUGACUGACCUGAAGCUGUCCUGCUGCGGUGUAAGCCACGACUUCCGGUUGCGACCUGCUGGAGGGGAUCGCGGGCACCCCGGCCGGUGACUCUGCCUGAGAUGUGCCCCCACUGCCGGGACUGUGUCCCAUCCCAUCUCCAAGACAGUCUUUGUGGGGUGGAGUGGCAAUAAAGUCUCUCCGGGGCCCCCUCCCCCGGUCCCCAA